AUGGCAUUGUUCAGGGCAAGAAUAGCAAAUAGUUUAUACAGGAUGAUUAAUAUUAGCAGCAAAACACAUGCAGAACUUAUUGAAAACUUAAAAAAAGCAGAUAUUAUUAAGAGUGAAAGAGUCUAUAAAACAAUGCUUUCUACAGAUAGAGCGUUAUUUUGUUCAUCCAUGGCAUAUGAAGAUGCUCCACAGUAUAUAGGUUAUGGUGCAACGAUCAGUGCACCUCACAUGCAUGCAAUAUCUGCAUGUUUAUUAGAAGACUCUCUUCGUCCGGGCUCAAAGGCCUUAGAUAUUGGCUGUGGCAGUGGUUAUUUUGUUGCUCUUCUAGCAAAAAUGAUACAACCAGGAGGGACAGUGGUUGGUGUUGAACAUAUAAGGGAGCUUUCAGAACAAGCUAAAGAGAACUUAAGAAAAAUGCCAGAUACUUAUGAAAUGCUAAAAGAUGGAAGAAUCAAAAUCAUAUGUGCCGAUGGACGAUUAGGAUAUCCUGAUGAAGGACCAUAUGAUGUUUGUCAUGUUGGCGCAUGUGCAAAAGAGAUAUACCAAACAUUAAAAGACCAACUUAAAGAAGAUGGAAGAAUGGUCAUUCCUGUAGGAGAUGAAUAUGAACAAUAUAUCAUGUAUGUCUAUAAAGACAUAAAUUCACGUAUUUCAACCAAACGUUUAUCCCAGGUUAGAUAUGUUCCACUUACUGAUCUACCUAAAAAUUAUUCAUCUUUUUAA
This is a messenger RNA of Pneumocystis carinii B80, 723 nucleotides long. RefSeq names its product protein-L-isoaspartate O-methyltransferase. The record is from RefSeq and is a predicted model, not a curated record. Gene Ontology annotation, cellular component: cytoplasm. NCBI's taxonomy places the organism in Eukaryota, Fungi, Ascomycota, Pneumocystomycetes, Pneumocystales, Pneumocystaceae. The coding region runs from base 1 to 723 and encodes 240 amino acids. The transcript has 9 exons. Gene Ontology annotation, molecular function: protein-L-isoaspartate (D-aspartate) O-methyltransferase activity. Gene Ontology annotation, biological process: protein modification process.